Messenger RNA from Amphibalanus amphitrite, 1232 nucleotides. RefSeq names its product tRNA-dihydrouridine(20a/20b) synthase [NAD(P)+]-like. The transcript is spliced from 7 exons. Gene Ontology annotation, molecular function: tRNA dihydrouridine synthase activity; flavin adenine dinucleotide binding. The record is from RefSeq and is a predicted model, not a curated record. Bases 149 to 1105 code for a protein of 318 amino acids. NCBI's taxonomy places the organism in Eukaryota, Metazoa, Arthropoda, Thecostraca, Balanomorpha, Balanidae. Gene Ontology annotation, biological process: tRNA processing.
GUCUUAUAUCUUUUUUAAUUAAAUAUGAAAUUAAAAAAAUUGCUUAAAGCCUUUAGUGUUCUUCUUGUUUGUACAGAUGUAAUGUAAUUUUGACUAGCCAAGUGGCGUUGUUGCGAACAGACCGUGCCAGUGCCUCUAUAUUAAAAGGAUGACGAUGGCUGCUGAGCUAUUGCCACAGACAGUAGAUUCCGUUAAACCAUUGGAGAUUCUGUGUGCUGAGAAGCCAGCGUUUGUGUGUGCUCCAAUGGUUCGCUAUUCCAAGCUCGCAUUCCGCAAUCUUGUCAGGAUUUAUGGCUGUGAUAUUGCAUUUUCACCGAUGAUCAUGUCAGAUUCAUUCGUUAAAUCUCAGAAAGCAAGAGACAGCGAAUUUACGACGAACGCAGCCGACAAGCCGCUGAUUGUACAAUUCGCUGCCAACAACGCUGCCGACUUCGCCUGCGCUGCUGAACUAGUGGCCAAGUGGUGUCAGGGCGUGGACCUCAACUGCGGCUGUCCCCAGCGCUGGGCGCAGCAGGAGGGCAUCGGCGCCUGCCUCAUCAACAAGCCGCAGCUGGUGUUCGACGUCGUCAGACAGACCCGGAACCGCAUCGCCGACACCGACUUCACCGUCUCGGUCAAGAUACGCGUCCACAAGGAUAUCAGGGAGACGGUGGAGCUGUGUCGGCGCUCAGAGGCGGCCGGCGUGUCGUUCAUCUCGGUGCACGGCCGCACCAUCACCCAGCGCCGCGAGCCAGUCGACCGGGAGGCCAUCGCCGCGGUGGCCGCCGCUGUUCGGGUGCCCGUCAUCGCUAACGGAGACGUGCGGACGCUGCAGGACGCGCUAAGCACGGCCGAGAGUACCGGCGCCAAAGGCGUGAUGGCCGCCCAGGGUCUCCUGAACAACCCGGCGCUAUUCAGCGGGGCAGAAUUCACGCCGCUGAGCUGUGUGCGCGACUGGCUGCGACUGGCCACCGACACGGGCACGCCGUUCACCUGCACGCACCACCACCUCAUCUACAUGCUGGAGCGCCAGCUACCGCGCAGUCUGCGGCGCACCUUCAACGUCCUGCCCAGCCACGCAGCCGUGCUGGAGUUCCUGAGAGAUCAGCUGGGGCUGGACGUAUGACCAGGCGAUAAUGGGGAGUGGGGGAGGGACGGGUGGGGCUUUAUACACGAUUGAUAUUGCUGUUGACAAGACAAACCGGUAUUAUACUGUUUCUUAUUGUGUGAUAAUAUAUCGUUUUGUAACAUAA